Cyprinus carpio (common carp) is the source of this 3173-nucleotide messenger RNA. RefSeq names its product peroxisome proliferator-activated receptor alpha b. Gene Ontology annotation, cellular component: nucleus. The record is from RefSeq and is a predicted model, not a curated record. Gene Ontology annotation, molecular function: RNA polymerase II cis-regulatory region sequence-specific DNA binding; zinc ion binding; nuclear receptor activity. Gene Ontology annotation, biological process: cell differentiation; hormone-mediated signaling pathway; negative regulation of inflammatory response. Lineage: Eukaryota; Metazoa; Chordata; Actinopteri; Cypriniformes; Cyprinidae.
GGCUGCUGGGCGGGCGGUUGUUAGGGUGUUAUGAGUGGCUGCUGGUGGGCAGUUGAUGGCGUGUUAUGAGUGGCUGCUGGGUGGUUGUUGAGGUGUUAUAAGUGGCUGCUGGGCAGUUGCUUGGGUGUUAUGAGUGGCUGCUGGGCGAUUGCUGGGGUGUUAUGAGUGGCUGCUGGGCGAUUGCUGGGGUGUUAUGAGUGGCUGCUGGGCGAUUUCUGGGGUGUUAUGAGUGGCUGCUGGGCGAUUGCUGGGGUGUUAUGAGUGGCUGCUGGGCGAUUUCUGGGGUGUUAUGAGUGGUUCCUGGGUGGGUGGUUGAUGGGGUGUUAUGAGUGGCUGCUGGGUUUUCAAAUUUACACACAUUUUUAACUAAAAGAAAACCUUAAGAUAUAACGUAACGUUGUUGUAGAACAUUAUUGUGUAUAAUGUCUAAUCAAACGCUUGUUCAUAAAUGAUGACAUUUUUUUUUUAUGAGCCCAAAUAUUAAAAUACAAUGUUAUUGAAAAAUGCCCAUCCAUACCUAGAAAUCAUCCUACAUAGAGAACUAUUGCGUUAGCCUAUACAAAUUAAAACAUUGGUCCAUCACUGAACACGAGUAAAUUAAGAGCCAUUUAGUCAUUUCUAAUGUUCAUGUGACCCGAUUCCACUCUUCAGUCGUUUCAGCACUUUUAAACUGUCUAAGAAUGACUUGUGGCUUUCAGAUCUUCACGCUUCCACAUUACGAUGUUCUUAAUGUGACCGUGAUAAUGUGACCGUGAGAAGUGUGCCAUCCUGAUGUCACUGGGUUUUGUUGACAGCAUCGCCCCUCAUCCACCCCCAACCCAUGCUGGAGGUCACGGCGUGUGUUGAAUUGCAACUUGAAACAAGACACGAACGGCAGGCGCGUGAAGCAUUCGCCACUGAGCCCUUCUGGACGAUUAGUACUUUCCAUGCAUAAAGACACACAAACAUUAAAUCAGAUCACGUGUAUAAGCUCGAGAGGGAGGUGUGGUUUUGUUGUGGUUUUGCACAUGCUGUUCUGACAUUAAUCCUACUGGGAAUGAAGCUCGCUUGUUUUGGGUUUUUUGCUGAUAUUUAGCUAGUGCUCUUUGAUUGAACAUGCAUUGAUGACUUCCAGGACACUUCAUUCACACAGACUGCUGAUGUGUGAUUGGUGCUCUGCUGCUGUCCGCCAGCAUGGUAGACAUGGAGAAGCACUACAGCCCCCCGUCGCCGCUGGACCACUCCGUGCUGGACAGCCCUCUGUGUCGGGACUUCAUCGGGGGCGUGGAAGACCUUCAGGACUUCUCUCAGUCCAUGGAUGAGGACGCUCUCAGCAGCUUGGAGGUGACCGAGAACCAGUCGUCGGGUCUGGGCUCCGGAUCGGACAGCUCCACUGCGUUAGAUGCACUGACUCCGGCGUCCAGCCCGUCGUCAGGUGUGUACGGUGGCCCGGCGGGACAGGACGAGUUCACCUCCUCCUCUCUGACCCUGGAGUGCCGCGUGUGUUCGGACCGCGCGUCAGGAUAUCACUACGGAGUUCACGCGUGUGAGGGCUGCAAGGGUUUCUUCCGCCGGACCAUUCGCCUCAAACUGGAGUACGAUAAAUGUGAACGCCGCUGUAAGAUCCAAAAGAAGAACCGAAACAAGUGCCAAUACUGUCGCUUUCAGAAGUGCCUGUCAGUGGGCAUGUCCCACAAUGCCAUCCGCUUUGGGCGAAUGCCACAGUCGGAGAAGCUGAGGUUGAAGGUGGAAAUCCUAACUGGAGAACGAGAGAUCGAGGACCCACAGCUGGCCGAUCAGAAAACCCUGGCCAAGCAGAUCUACGAGGCCUACCUGAAAAACUUCAACAUGAACAAAUCCAAAGCACGGACCAUCCUGACGGGCAAGACAAGCACACCACCUUUUGUCAUCCACGACAUGGAGACGCUGCAGUUGGCCGAACAGACUCUCGUGGCCAAGAUGGUAGGCUCUUCUGGAGCUCUGCUGAAUAAAGACGCUGAGGUUCGAAUAUUUCACUGCUGUCAGUGCACUUCUGUCGAGACGGUGACCGAGCUGACUGAAUUCGCCAAGUCCGUGCCAGGCUUCUCAAACCUGGAUUUAAAUGACCAGGUGACUUUAUUAAAGUACGGCGUCCAUGAGGCGCUCUUCGCCAUGCUGGCGUCGUGCAUGAAUAAAGACGGUCUGCUGGUGGCGUACGGCAGCGGCUUCAUCACCAGAGAGUUUCUGAAGAGCUUGCGGCGGCCGUUCAGUGAAAUGAUGGAGCCCAAGUUUCAGUUUGCCAUGAAGUUCAACUCCCUCGAACUGGACGAUAGUGACCUCGCACUGUUUGUCGCUGCCAUCAUCUGCUGUGGAGAUCGUCCAGGCCUGGUGAACGUCCCGCACAUCGAGCGAAUGCAGGAGAGCAUCGUAAACGUGCUUCAUCUGCACCUCACGAGCAACCAUCCCGACAACGGUUUCCUCUUCCCUAAAGUCCUCCAGAAACUAGUGGACCUGCGUCAGCUGGUGACGGAGCACGCUCAGUUAGUGCAGGAAAUCAAGAAGACCGAAGACACUUCGCUGCAUCCCUUACUGCAGGAGAUUUACAGAGACAUGUACUGAGUCGGCUUUGGCUCAUUCGUCUGGUUGAUUUCUAGAAAAAGACUCGCUCGGAGAGAGACGUUUCUCUCAGGGGCCCUCAAAACAAGUCCCCUCCACAGCUACACUGUGAUCUUUUAUAAGGGGCGACACGUGAACCACUAUUUCUGGGAUUUCUGGAUGAAAACACCAGGAACAUCAGGGCUCUUCAUAACCGCUGAGUUAAACAAUGGUUUCUGCGGUUAUUGGUUUUAAGAGAAAAACAAGACAAUGCCAAUUAAAAUGCAUCCUGUGGGUUUAGGAUCUCUUUUUUGGUGGGGGGGUGAUAUUUUAUAAACACUAACUGGUCUCUUGGGCCUGAAACUGUGAAUAGAAACCCUAAAUUCAUACAGCAAUAUGAUUUUUUUAUAUAUUGAGACGGUAACUUUUCAUAGUGUGCGCUUUAAACUGCAGUUUUCACCCAAGUGACUUCCACACAGACCUGCCGUAACUAGUGAAACUGAUCGUUUUGUACCCCUACAGGGAUUUUUUCUUCGUGGUUAACAUUGUCAUGAACGCAUAAUCAAUGUUUUUUCUUGGGAAACAAAAAUAUGAUACAGAAUAAUACAUCUCAAACAUUU